CAAAGAACCUCUUGCAUAAGGCCCAUGCAAGCUGGUCGCUAGCUUGCUACUGCCUGUACCUACGGGUGAUUGCUCGAUUCAGACUUACUCUUUGUCUCUUAUCAGUAUUAUCGAAUCGGUAAGACACGAUGGACGCUUCAACACUGACAUCGCUGGUAUCGGAACUGUCAGCACUCACGGCGACUUGUGUCCCUUCGAUAGGCCAUGACGCUCCUUCGCAGGCCUCCAAGGCCGCCUUGUUGAAUUUGACCAGGAAGAUCCAGCACUCACUGAUGGAUCCGGCGAUGAUGGUGCAAGCGCAUUCACUGCAAAUGGCCGAGAUGGUCAGCGUUCGGACGUUACUGGAUCUCAAGGUCUUCGAAAAGAUGCCUACGGACGAGAGUCAGAGAAUCACUGGGAAGGGACUUAGUGAGCAGUCAGGAGUUCAGCAGGCUUUACUUGAAAGGCUCCUCCGCCCACUGGUUGCUUCAGGCUUCAUCACACAAUCGGCCGACGGAUCGUACGGUUCGACCAAAUUCUCGCAGGCAUAUACUUCUUUUCCAGGUCUCUUCUUCACGUUGAUGUUCGACCACUUCCUGCAGCCUAUGACAGACUUACCAAAGUACCUCGCAAAACACGGCGCGGUGGAGCCAACGUCUUUUUAUGUCAAUCCUUACUCGGAUUAUCACAAUGCCAGCGAUUCAGAAUUGACGACGUGGGAGAUCAUGUCAAAAGACCCAGAGAAGCUGAAGACGUUCCAGAUUGGCUUGACCACAGGGGAUGCCAUGGUACCGGUCACGGGAUACUAUGAUUUCAAUCAGCUUGCCUUGACGGAGGAGGAGCUUGAGAAGGACCCGGAUCGUGUGAGUCUGGUCGAUAUCGGCGGUGGAGUAGGUAACGUGGUUAAAAGAGUUCUCGGUGAAUAUAAGACACUCAAACCCGAGCAUGUCGUGUUGGAGGAUCUGGAGUCGAUCAUUGAAAUGGCGAAGAAAGAAGAGACAGUGCCUGAGGGCGUCAGGAUGUUGAAGCACGACUUUUGGACGGAGCAGCCUGUCAAAGGUGCAAAGGCAUAUUACUUCCGCCGCGUCUUCCAUGACUACAGCGACGAGCUUUGCGUCAAGUUGCUCAAGCAAGUCAUUCCGGCCAUGACAGGGCCAGAUUCCCGGGUCCUGGUGGCCGAUAUGCUUUUGCCGGAGAUCAUGACUACUAAGGAGGCACAUACGGCAUCCUUGGAUAUUGCGUGUAUGGUCAUGGGAGGCAAGGAGAGGACGGAGGAGGAUUUCAGGAGAUUGUUCCAGAGUGUCGGUUUAGAGGUUGUUGCGAUCCAUCGUGCACCUGGAGUGGCGGCCGGACUUGUGGAGGGGACGCUGAAGUCUUGAAGCACAUCCAUAAUGCUGCCGUGGUUGACAAGACAAUCAUGACGAGUCG
Messenger RNA from Exophiala viscosa, 1407 nucleotides. Its product is annotated as catechol O-methyltransferase. Gene Ontology annotation, molecular function: O-methyltransferase activity. Bases 129 to 1358 code for a protein of 409 amino acids. The record is from RefSeq and is a predicted model, not a curated record. NCBI's taxonomy places the organism in Eukaryota, Fungi, Ascomycota, Eurotiomycetes, Chaetothyriales, Herpotrichiellaceae. The transcript is spliced from 3 exons.